AUUAGAUAAUGAAAUUCUCAGAUGUUUUUAUCGAUCAGUCGAGUUUUGGAUCCUUCACAUUCAUAAUGUGCUGAAAACAUAAACGGAAGUUUGCAAAGUUUGUUUUUAUUGUGAUUAUAUGUGUGUGCGUGUAAGUGGGGUGUGCACCUAACGGUAUUAUCAUGGAAGAUGAUAGAAGACACUCAAAAAUAGGAAAGAGGGUCUCUCUGGGGGUCGGAGGAGCUUUGGUGGAAUUAUCAGCAGAGCGUAUUGGAUGGUCUCAUCCAAUUGAGUUUGUUUUAUCCUGCAUUGGAUAUGCAGUUGGUAUAGGGAAUGUUUGGAGAUUCCCAUACCUCGUCUAUCGCAAUGGUGGAGGUGCAUUUCUAAUUCCCUUUGUAUUGAUGUUGAUAACAAUGGGACUUCCAAUAUUUUUCUUAGAGCUAGUUAUUGGACAAUAUUCAAAUGUUGGUCCAACGUCAGCAUUUGGAAGAAUGGCCCCUGCUUUUCAGGGUCUUGGAUAUUGUACAGUUGUUGUUAUGACAUUAGUUAAUAUUUAUUAUAUGGUAAUAGUUGCAUGGACACUUUUUUAUAUGUUUGCAUCAUUUUCAACAAAAUUAAUGUGGGCCUAUUGUGACAAUGAUUUUAAUACUGACGAAUGUUAUAGUGGUCUACAAGAUAUGGAUUGUCAAAAAAAUGAUUCAUCGACAAUAUUUUAUAAGAAAUCGUGUAUGUCAAUUUCUACUGUUUGCUCGAGUUUUGGAUUUAAUGGUGGCAAUGUGACUCAUUGUUUUAAUGGCGAAAAUGCGACAGCUCUUCGUCAUCUUUAUAAACGUGUGUUAUCUUCUGAACAAUAUUUCAGUGAUUAUGUUUUAGGAAUUCGAGGAGCCAAAUGGGACAAUUGGGGCGGAAUAAGAUGGGAAUUAUUGGCAUGUCUAACUCUUGCUUGGAUAAUUUGUUUCUUCUGUUUGAUAAAAGGUGUUCAAUCUGUUGGAAAAAUUGUCUAUUUUACAGCAUUGUUUCCAUAUUUUGUGCUUCUUGCGCUAUUAAUAAGAGGUGUCACAUUAGAAGGAUCGAUGGAGGGAAAUUUAUGGUAUAUAACACCAGUGUGGACGAGUCUUUUGGAUGCAAGAAUGUGGGGUGAUGCAGCAUCGCAAAUUUUUUAUUCCCUUGGAAUUGGUUGUGGUUCAUUGGUAACAUUGUCCAGCUACAGUACCUUUACAAACAACUGUCACAGAGAUGCAAUCUUCGUUUCACUUGCAAAUCUGUUAACGUCCGUUUUUGCUGGAUUUGCGAUAUUUUCCAUAAUGGGCUUCCUGGCGCAACAGAUGAAUAUACCCAUCAGUGAAGUGGUCCAAAGCGACACAGGAUUGGCUUUUAUAGCAUACCCUGAGGCUGUGGUACGAAUGCCACUUCCUAACCUUUGGGCAAUUCUAUUCUUCUUUAUGCUCUUCAUUUUAGGUCUCGGCAGUCAAUUUGCAGGCAUACAAACAAUUAGCACCGUUAUACUCGAUCUACGUCCAAAUCUCCGAAAAUAUGAGACUUAUGUGAUUUUGGGAAUAUGCGCAACGUGCUGGUUAUUGGCAAUACCUAUGGUUUUCAAUGGUGGAAUUUACCUGUUCACUCUGAUGGACUGGAACACAGCAUCCUGGGCGAUACUAUUGAUCGGUUUUGCCGAGGUUGUACUUGCAUCGUGGUUCUACGGAUGCAACAAAUUUCUGCAUAACAUCACGGAAAUGCAAAUGAACUUCGGAUGUUUACUGUACAGCUAUUGGCGGCUCAGCUGGAUCGUGCUUGCACCGAUUACCGCCUUGGGUGUGUUCGGCUAUCAAAUGUACACGUACCGUCUUCCAAGUUAUGGAGAUUACGAAUUUCCUGAAUGGGCCGGUGUACUUGGUGUUCUAAUCGGAGUUUCUACACUUGCUCCAUUACCAAUUUUCUUCAUCUAUCAAUUAUGUGUUAAAAAGAGGGGAUGGAGUUUACUUAAGCCCACGUCGUUGUGGGGUCCACUAGCGUUGAACGUGUUGAAUAACGAUAAAGGACCCACCUUGGUAGUCGAUUUUGCAUCCCAUCAGAAUGCUAAAUCAUAACCAUAUAGUUCUAAUCAUUAUUAUUUGUAGAACGAGUUGUUCUUUUAUUUUUUUUUUUGUCUAUGUAAGUUAUAAUAUAUAAAGUUUUGUUGAAUCUAAAAUAAAAGCUUUUUAUAUUGCAAUGCACAACAUUGCGCGAUAAAUCAAUAAUGGAAAAGCGAAGAACCUCUGCGGGUAUGCUGUUUGGAUCGAAAGUGUCCGAUUGAUGGGCAGCUAAAGGCAUCGAUUUGUGAUACAAGAUAUAUAUAUCAAUGCUGGGAUGCUCUUAAAGACAUUUGCAAACUGUAUGUAUGUAUAUAUAUAUGCAUUCACAAAACAUUAAUGCGUUCCUAUUUGCAUUUUACAUUUCCCAACACUUGAUGAAUUAACCAUCAAUCUCAGUUUGAUAUCAGUCUUGAAAUUAAAAUUU
Molecule: messenger RNA, 2475 nt
Organism: Leptopilina boulardi
Lineage: Eukaryota; Metazoa; Arthropoda; Insecta; Hymenoptera; Figitidae
Product: sodium- and chloride-dependent glycine transporter 1-like
Exons: 11
Coding region: 162-2066 (634 amino acids)
Biological process (GO): sodium ion transmembrane transport
Cellular component (GO): membrane
Molecular function (GO): glycine transmembrane transporter activity
Source: RefSeq, a predicted model, not a curated record